Messenger RNA from Acanthosepion pharaonis, 3387 nucleotides. Lineage: Eukaryota; Metazoa; Mollusca; Cephalopoda; Sepiida; Sepiidae. The record is from the annotation of a GenBank genome assembly.
AUGACGACUAUAUUUAACCCUUCCAAACCAGACCAGGCACCACACAAAUUUCAAUUUGACCAUAGCUAUUGGUCAAAUAGUGGUUUUAAAACAGCACCAAAUGGAUACCUGUCACCAGAUCCAACAAAUUCCAGCGGCAAGGAUUUUUGCGAUCAGAAGAAAAUUUUUAAUGAUCUCGGUGCUGGUAUUGUUAAAAAUGCCUGGGGAGGGUAUAACUCAUCUUUGUUUGCGUACGGCCAGACGGGUUCUGGAAAAAGCUUUUCUGUCGUUGGAUACGGUGUUAAUGAAGGAAUUGUGCCGCAGUUUUGUCAAACGUUAUUCAAGGAAAUUGAAGAGAAGAAAGUGGAAGCGGCUAACAAAACGGAAUAUCAUGUGACCUGCAGUAUGUUAGAAAUCUACAAUGAGAAGGUAACCGACUUACUCGAUCUUAAAAGCAAGAAAGCAACCCACUUGAAAAUACGUAAACACCCAGAGCGAGGGUUUUAUGUUGAAGGUCUGUCGAGCAUUCCAGCACCAAAUUACAAGAAGAUUGAGCAGCUUAUGCAGUCAGGAAUAACUAACAGAACAAUCGCUUCGACCAAUAUGAACGCCACUAGCAGUCGAGCCCACACCAUAUUCGGUAUCAACUUCAGCCAAAAGUUCAAGAAUGAACAAGGACAACUCACAGAAAAAACUGCAGUUGUUAACAUCGUUGAUUUAGCAGGAAGUGAACGGGUCAGCAAAACUGGAUCUUCUGGAGACCGAUUUAAAGAAGGAACAAUGAUUAACAAAUCGCUCUUAAAUUUGGGAGAAUGCAUUGCAGCUUUGGCUAAAAAUUAUUCCAGUGGAAGCAAAAGCCACAUUCCAUUCAGAAACUCUGUUCUCACGCAGUUGUUGCAAAGCGCUCUGGGAGGAAACAGCAAAACAAUUAUGAUUGCAGCUAUCAGUCCUGCAGAUUGUAAUUACGAAGAAUCCUUGUCAACCCUAAGAUAUGCCGAUCGAGCAAAACAAAUAAAAACCACAGCGAAAGUGAAUGAAAAUGAUACGGCGUCUCUGAUCCGUCAGUUACGAGAAGAAAAUGAAAAAUACAAGAAACAAAUGGAGAAAGAAGGUCAAGCGGCCUCACAAGAGCAGCUUGAAGAAUAUAUGAGCCUCUUGAAAGAAAAUCAAAGAAAGAUGGCCGAAAUGGAGAAGUCAUAUGAAGAACGACUCAAAGAAGCAGACGACAGGGCAAAUAAGAUUGCUAACUCGAUGGUUGAAAUUGAAAACAAUAAGAAGAAUUUACCUCACAUAUACAAUCUGAAUAUGGACCCACAACUUACAGGGCACAUUUUCUACUUUUUUGAAUCGACUCCCAUUGUGGUCGGUAAAGCUGAAAAUGACGCCGACGGUAGCAUUCAAUUAAAGGGACCCAGUAUUAUGGAAAAACACGCUAUUAUUGAUAAAGUUAAUGAGACUGUCACGUUAACGCCGGCGGCUGAUAAUGCUCGUAUACUAUUGAACGGUAAUCAAGUGACACAAACUGUGAAUCUCCAUCACAAUGACAGGCUUUUGUUCGGAACGACACAAUAUUUUGUGUAUGUCAACCCGAACGAAAGAGAGAGAUCCGGGCAAUCGUACCCUGCAGUGUCUUUUGAAAUGGCGCAAGAAGAAAUUGGAAAACAAUCUGGGUUCGGUGAGAUUGGCUCAGAUGAUACGCUCUUAAGAGAAGAUUUAUUGGAAAUCUUGCCUGCCGUUGACGAGGUGAAUGCGAUAAGUGAAGAACUGCAUAGCAAGAAAAAGUUUUCCAUAAAGAUCUUGCACCCGAUGUCCUGCGGGGAUUUGGAUAACCAAAGCCAAGUACAUGUGAGAGUUCUUGACCUAGAAAGCGGGGUUCAAUGGUUCUGGAACCGUCAGAAAUUUUUCAAUCGAAAAUAUAUCAUGCAAGAAAUUUACCAAAAUUUUGUUAAUGGAGAAGACUGGAAAGUUCCUCAGGAACAAGAUCCCUUUUAUGACGAUCCGGAGGCGCCAUUUUUGAUUGGUACAGCAUCAGUUUAUUUGGGAGCUCUUGCAUUUAAUAUGCAGUGUCCGUAUCAAACUGACAUUGUGGAUUAUGAUAUCAAAAAAACUGGUAUUCUUGACGCGGAACUAUUGUCUUGUAAUUCAGACGGAAACGAAUAUCAGACAGAUGAUAACUACUGUAUGGAACCUGAAGAAAUGGUCGGUAAAAGUUUAUAUUUCAAAAUUAAGAUCAUCAGAGCUCAAGGAUUACCAAAUAAAUUUACAGAGAUGUUUGCUAAGUUCCAGCUACUUUUGGAAAAGGAGAGUAACCAGACACACAGCAUAGCAAAUACUAUCAACCCAGAAUGGAACUACGUCGCCAUGUUUUCUUAUCCGGUGGUAACGAAACAGCUUGUUGACUAUUUGAAAGACCAGUGCCUUUUCGUCCAAAUUUGGGGUUCUCAUAAACUUGCUCAAAAUAAACUCGCGGUUAUCAACAAAAGCGAUAAGAAGACAGAAGCAAAUUCAGCAAAUUCAGAAAACUCGGGUUUAAAUCUUAAGCAAGCGAAGCUCAUGUUGGAGUUGAAUAUCAUGAACCGGAAGCAAGAAAAAUUGAAGGCACAACUGGAUGCAUUAAGAAGAAUGAUAGAAACGGCUGAAGGACUCUCCAAGAAAAAGCUGUCCGUGGCACUUAUAAGGAAGAUCUAUGAAUCAUCGAAUUCCGAACAGAUCGAAUCAACUCUUGAACUAAUAAAAGAAGAGAAAGAUGACAGUGACGAUGAAGAUGAACCACGGAACAUACCCACUAAAUCUCCACCUGUCUCUUCUAAUAAAAACAUUCCAACAGUAGAAAGUAAACAAGUUCAAUCGAUCGAAACGAUUCCAACACUUCCAAAGACUCCUGUCAAAGCAGCAAAACCAACUGAAACAAUUUCAGCACCUACAAAGCCUUUAGUCGUACCAGAAAAACCGACAAAAGCAAUUUCAACACCUUUAAAGCCUGCUGUCGUAGCGCAAAAACCAGAUGAAGCAAUUUCAGAACCUUCAAAGGCUUUAUUCACAUCUAAGUUUAUUCAUAUCUAUCUAUCAAUCUAUCAACCGAGAAAUGAUUUCAUUCUGUUCUUUUCAUUCUUUCUUUUUUCUAUCUAUCUAUCUAUCUAUCUAUCUCAGUCUAUUCAUAUCUAUCUAUUUAUCUAUCUAUCUAUCUCUCUAUCUAUCUUAGUCUAUUCAUAUCUAUCUAUCUAUCUAUCUAUCUAUCUAUCUAUCUAUCUAUCUAUCUAUCUUAGUCUAUUCAUAUCUAUCUAUCUAUCUAUCUAUCUAUCUAUCUAUCUAUCUAUCUAUCUAUCUAUCUAUCUAUCUUAUCUAUUCAUAUCUAUCUAUCUAUCUAUCUAUCUAUCUAUCUAUCUAUCUAUCUAUCUAUCUAUCUAA